AUCAAUACUUACGUAAUGAUAGCAGACUUUGAGUGGCUUUGGGUAGCUCUGGGUAGUAGUUCCAGGGAUAUCCUUCCUAGAGGGAUCCUUCGAGGGAGCCGUAUUCUUUACAACUAUGGAGGACCCGGCCGUCACUAAUUUCCGCAACUACAUUAGGAUUAACACCGUCCAGCCCAGUCCUGACUAUGUAUCCUGCACCAAGUUCCUAGAGGAACAAGCAAAGGAACUUGAUGCUGAUUGUCAGGUGAUAGAGUGUGUUCCUGGAAAGCCCAUCGUGGUGAUGACACUGUUGGGCCAGAAUCCCAAUCUACCAUCGCUACUUCUCAAUUCUCAUACUGACGUUGUUCCAGUGUUCCCGGACCAGUGGAAGUAUGACCCAUUCAGUGCUCACAAAGACGAAAAUGGGGAUAUUUAUGGCCGUGGCACUCAGGACAUGAAAUGUGUUGGCAUACAGUAUUUAGAGGCUCUUAAAUACCUUAAGAAAGAGGGGCAUCAGUUCCUCAGGACAAUACAUAUUUCCUUUAUGCCAGAUGAGGAGAUUGGUGGUGUGGGUGGUAUGAAAAAGUUUGUGGAAAGUGCUGCUUUUAAAAAAAUGAAUGUUGGCUUUGGUCUUGAUGAGGGAUAUGCCAACCCGACUGAGAACUUCACUGUGUUUUAUGGAGAGAGAGGAGUGUGGUGGAUGAAAAUAAAGUGCCCCGGUCAACCUGGCCAUGGAUCACAGUUCCUGCCUAACACUGCAGGAGCAAAACUGAAGAAGGUCAUCGAUUCUUUCCUCAAUUAUCGAGACCAGCAGGAAAAUUUGCUGAAGGAGAAUCAGGACUUGAGUCUUGGGGAUGUCACUUCUGUCAAUCUUACAAUGCUUGAAGGCGGCGUACAGUAUAACGUGGUGCCUUCAGAACUCAACGUUGGCUUUGACAUCCGCAUCGCCCCCACCGAAGACUUUACAAAAUUGGAGGAAAAGAUCAAAAGCUGGUGCAAAGGUGCAGGAGAUGAUGUCACAUAUGAGUUUGUACCCAGUAAAGGCACACCUGAAGACGGCAAGAUGCUAAUUACCUGCAUAGACGAUGGUAAAAAUCCAUGGUGGAAUGCUUUCUCCCAAGCAUGUAAAGAUGAGGGUGUAAAUCUUGUGAAGGAGAUAUUUCCUGCUGGUACAGACUCCAGGUUCCUAAGGGAGCUUGGUAUCCCAGCCCUUGGGUUUUCUCCUAUGAACCGAACACCAAUCCUUCUCCAUGAUCACAAUGAAUUCCUCAACGAGAAAAUAUUUUUACGUGGUAUUGAGAUCUACAGGACCAUUAUACCUGCCCUUGCUAAUUUGAAAAUUUAAUGACAUCUUAUUUGUGGGAGCAUCAAUGUUGAUGAUCUACACCACACUUCCAUGGUUGGAUGGUUUCACAUACUAAAGAAAAGCUCCUAUAGCUGGCUGAUAAAUACUGUACAUGCAAGCAGUGAUGUAGAAAGAAUGUGGUAAUGAGGUAAUUACUUUAAGGUAUACUGUAGGAAUUUCCUGUAAUUAAAAUUAUGUGUUGUGUGGGAAGACUGAAUGUUAUAUAGGAUUUAAUUAUGUUUUUAAUAUAAACAAUAUUAUUUGUUAAAGUAGGGUGACUUUCAGAGUGUUUAUUGAAUUGUAUGACUGAACAGAAUCAAGAGGGUUUAUACAAAAAUACAAUUUUUGGUAAAUAUCAACCAAUUUGUGAGCAACUGUGAAAUAUUUUUGAAAAUAUGUGUAACUCCAAAAAAAACAUUCACUGUUCAUCCUUGAGCACCUAGUAGUAAUGGGAUAGGCGACACUUUCCUAGCAUUAACUGAUAAUGAAAAGCCAUUUGACCUAUUUUUGACCUUUGGUAAGGAGAUGGUGCCCACCCUGUGGUCCCAAUCCAGAUUCCACCAUUUAUGUUUCUGUGAAGGGUGCAGUUGGGACUUCAGAUUAACUAAAAGGUAAAAUCACCACUCAGUUGCCAGUGUGUAAUCCUGGACUAGCAGACACUGCCAAGCACUGGGUGCCCAUCUGUGCUGGUCACCUUAAUACCUCGAGGUUACCUUGAGGGGCAUAACUGGGGCAUAACUGGCCGACCCCUCACAGUGUUCAAGAGAGAACUGGAUAAGCACCUCCAAAGGAUACCUGAUCAACCAGGCUGUGACUCAUACACCAGGCU
This is a messenger RNA of Procambarus clarkii (red swamp crayfish), 2153 nucleotides long. Its product is annotated as aminoacylase-1. Lineage: Eukaryota; Metazoa; Arthropoda; Malacostraca; Decapoda; Cambaridae. The record is from RefSeq and is a predicted model, not a curated record. Gene Ontology annotation, biological process: amino acid metabolic process. Gene Ontology annotation, molecular function: aminoacylase activity. Gene Ontology annotation, cellular component: cytoplasm.